This is a messenger RNA of Notodromas monacha, 5685 nucleotides long. NCBI's taxonomy places the organism in Eukaryota, Metazoa, Arthropoda, Ostracoda, Podocopida, Cyprididae. The record is from the annotation of a GenBank genome assembly.
AUGGAGGGUGUUACAGGCAUAGGGUCGUCUCUGUCGUCAGAGAUGGUGGGCUCUGAAUUUAUCCAAUAUGAAGCCUCCACUUUUGAGGAUAUAUGUAACCUUGUCCAAUUUAGUUUUGACUUCUUCAAAGGUUUGGCCAAAGACAACCACAUCAUCUACAUAGGUAUGACAGGUAAGAUUAGGUCCUUGGUCAAGGAAAUUGUUGGAAGAAGUCUUACCCUUGUCGGCGGCAUUGCCUGCUAUGACAACCCUAACAGGGGUUGUUUUACUCUCUGGUCUAGCUACUCCAUGAUGAGGAAGUUCGGUGUAUGGAGUCCCCCUUUUAUCAAGUUCCUCAAGAAAGAGUCCAAGAGCAUCAUGUUGGACGUACAAGGGUGGUGCAAUAUCAUCCUCCUGCUUCUGUUGAUGACACCUGGCUCAAAAUGCAACUUAUUUCAUGAUUACGGGGUUUUCUCUGGCGAUUCCGAAAAGGAGCCGAGUCUUCAAAAGAAUCUUCCUUCUCAAAGGGAUGAGCAUGAACAUUCAGGAAACCUCACAAAUUUGAUUGACAUCCCACUAUCCAUUUCCAUUGGCCCAGUUGAUCCUGAUUGGACAGUUCCAAACAAACCAUACAGACUUCUGGCCAAUGUUGUGGACUUCCUUGCAAAAUUCCCUUCAUCGUUGGCCAGUCAGUGUACCACUGAAUGGCUGAACAGGAAUGAUAGCAGCAACCUCAAUGAUGCAUUGCCAUGUCCUCAGACUGAGGCUCAAGCUCAAGCAGAUUUUAGCUACAUUGGUGUAAAAGGCAUUGCAAUCACCACCCCUGGAGGACAAAAAAUCCAGGUAGACAAGUCAAUGCUUGGAUCCCUUCAAGUCCACCUGAAUGAUACACUGCAGACAGUGGAAAGUGAUUUACAUGUGGACAGUGCAACCAAAGUGAGGAUUCACAGAAAUGGGACAAGCAGUAAUAACAGCACCAAUGAUGAACUGCUAAUUUCCACUCCAAAAAUUGGAGUGAAGAUGUCAGUGAUGGGUGACUCUUUGAUGGUCAAUGUAAUGGUUGACAAGUCCUUGCAGAGAAAUGUCAACACUACAACUCUCAUCAACACAAACACCACCAUGACUAUCCAAACAAACAAUGCUACAACACCUGCACAAGUCAACACCACCACAAUUAUUCCACUGAUCAGUACUACAGUGCCAGCACAAGUCAACACCUCCACAACUAUUCCAUCAGUCAACACCUCCACAACUAUUCCAUCAGUCAACAUCUCCACAAAUAUUCCAUCAGUCAACACCUCCGCAACUACUCCAUCAGUCAACACAACAACACCUGCACAAUUCAACACAACAACACCUGCACAAUUCAACACAACAACACCUGCACAAGUCAACACAACAAUACCUGCACAAAUCAACACUACAACUAUUCUGCAAGUUAACACCACAACAACUAUUCCACAAGUCAAUACUACAAUACCUGCACAAUUAAACACCACCAACUCUACUAUUCCACAACACAGUGACUAUUCCACAAGUCAAUAUUUCAACACCUGCACAAGUCAACACCACCAACUCAACUAUUCCACAAGUCAAUACUACAACACCUCUGCACAAGUCAACAGCACAGUGACUAUUCCACAAGUCAAUAUUUCAACACCUGCACAAGUCAACACCACCAACUCAACUAUUCCACAAGUCAAUACUACAACACCUGCACAAGUCAACAUCACAACAACUAUUCCUGAAGUCAAUACCACAAUACCUGCACAAUUCAACACAACAACACCUGCACAAGUCAACACAACAACACCUGCACAUGUCAACACAACAACACCUGCACAAGUCAACACAACAACACCUGCACAAGUCAACACAACAACACCUGCACAAGUCAACACUACAGCUAUUCCACAAGUUAACAACACAACAACUAAUCUACAAGUCAAUAACACAAUACCUGCACAAGUCAGCACCACAACAACUAUUGCACAAGUCAAUACUACAAUACCUGCACAAUUCAACACCACCAACUCAACUAUUCCACAAGUCAAUACUACAAUACCUGCACAAUUAAACACCACCAACUCAACUAUUCCACAAGUCAAUGCUUCAACACCUGCACAAGUCAACACCACCAACUCAACUAUUCCACAAGUUAAUACUUCAACUCCUGCACAAGUCAACAUCACAACAACUAUUCCUGAAGUCAAUAACACAAUACCUGCACAAGUCAACAGCACAGUGACUAUUCCACAAGUCAAUAUUUCAACACCUGCACAAGUCAACACCACCAACUCAACUAUUCCACAAGUCAAUACUACAACACCUGCACAAGUCAACAUCACAACUAUUCCUGAAGUCAAUACCACAAUACCUGUACAAGUCAGCAACACAACAAAUAUUCCACAAGUCAUUACUACAACACCUGCACAAGUCAAUACUACAACACCUGCACAAGUCAAUACUACAACAGCUAUUCCACAAGUUAACACCACAACUAUUCCCCAAGUCAACACCACAACUAUUCAACAAGUCAACACUACAACUAUUUCACAAGUCAACACUACAACUAUUCCUGGAGUCAACACUACAACUAUUCCACAAGUCAACACUACAACUAUUCCCCGAGUCAACACUACAACUAUUCCACAAGUCAACACUACAACUAUUUCCCAAGUCAACACUACAACUAUUCCCCAAGUCAACACUACAACUAUUCCACAAGUCAACACUACAACUAUUCCCCAAGUCAACACUACAACUAUUCCCCAAGUCAACACUACAACUAUUCCACAAGUCAACACUACAACUCUUCCCCAAGUCAACACUACAACUAUUCCACAAGUCAAUACUACAACACCUACUGUGCAAGUGAACACCACCACAACUGUUCUUCAAGUCAACACCAGCACAACUAUUCCACAAGGGAACACCACCACAGCUGUUCCACAAGUCAACAUCACCACAACUAUUCCAACAGUGAUUACAACAUCAUCAGUCCAAGGCAACAUCAGCACUACUAUUCCACCAGUCAAUGCUACAACACCUGCACAAUUGAACACCACCACAACUACCCAAACUGGAAAUAGUACAGCAUCUGCACAAGUCAGCACUAUCACUAGUGUGCAACCAGCCAAUACAACAUCAUCUGCUGUACAAGUGAACUCCUCUACAACUACCCAAGGAGUUGCCACUAGCAAUGCAACAUCCCAACAAAUCAUCAGCACUACAACCCCCCAACCAAUCAAUAUGACUACAAAUAUCAUUCUGGGUAACACAACUGUAACACUACAAUUCAACACCACAAAUAAUACACAAUCAGGAAGUACUACAAGUACAUCAAUAUCAAAUACUGCCAAUGCCAAAUCAUCUACAAGCCCAAUAACUGUACUAGUCAAUACCACAACAUCCAACAUUGCUGGGAAUGUUUCUACUACGUUGGAUGUGAAUCCCACCACAACAGUUGGAACUUCUACAUCUAUGUCCAGCAUUGAAGGGAAGAUAACAUCCAUCUCCACCUCAACCGCCUCAUUAGCUCCCAGCACAACAUCACAAGCAAGCAGUACCACUCUUCCAGCUCUUACAACCCAAAUUUCUCCAACUUGUACAGUGACUGGAGUGAAGGGAAGAAUCAGCCCAAGAGAAAUCACAGUUUAUGGAUCAGGCCUGUUGUUUAUAUAUGAUGAUAGGACUCUGAAGAGUUCAACUUUCAAUCGCACUACCUGUGUCAUUCAUUACGGACGUUUCGUAAAGGAAGUUACAGGCACACAUUUGGCAUCAUCUGGUAAUGCAUCUUAUUACAUCAUACCUUCAUUGACUGCAGCUGGUCGCCUACCUUUUACUCUCAAGAUAUUUUAUAAUGGCUUGACAUGUGAGCAAUAUGACUUCAAUAUUGAUGUGCUCAGGAGCCCAACAGAGUUUGCAAGCAUUGAAACUACCAAUGUCCAAGGUAAAUUCCAGCUGAAAUGGACACAGGCCUCAUUAACACAGGGAACUGUUUCAAUUGCUUAUCACCUCAGCAAGUCCUUUGACAUUAAGAAUGUACUGCUGGCUUCCAUAACAAAUAAUGGAUCUGUGGAAGUUAGCAACCUGAAGUCGAAACCAGACAUUCCCCUGACACUGUCAAUAACCACAUUGGCACCAUUGAGUGAGUCUUCCUAUCGCACAACAUUAUUUGUCAAGAUAGAAGAGUUCCUGAAAGUUUACCGCAUGAUUUUGACUGGAUUCUGCGAUGAUUCAUGGUUUCAAACUGGGAAAAAUAAAACCAAUGACAUUACUGAUUGCCCACCCAGAGGAUCACAAGCUGACCGGGAUCCAAGAUUCUCACGGAAUGAGGCCAUCCGUAGCAUGUAUUUUCCUGGCAUGACAGCAUGUCACACCUCCCUGUUCCCAUCCCCCAGUGGGGUUGUGCAAAUGUGUUGCUAUUAUGAAAAUAAUCUGGUCUGUGGUUCAGAAGGGGCCCCUCCGUUCGUGUCAAGCACAUCUUCCAAUCCAUGGGAUCACAUCCUGGACGAUUUGUUACCCUUGAAUGCUUGCUACUUUGGUGAUGAUCGCAAGAAGCGCAGAAGAUUCUUGUCCAAGAGACCCUCAUCAUGUGGAAGGGAUUAUGUGAGGAUGGUGGUUGGGAACUCUUUCGGUGAUCCUCAUUUUGCUACUUUGGAUGGACUCCAGACCUACACCUUCAAUGGGCUUGGGGAGUUUCACUUGGCCAAAUCAAAUGACAAUAGCCUGUGCAGUGUUUCAGUUCGCCUGGAGCCAGUGAGUGCAGUCAUCAAAGCCACUGUCAUCACAGCAGUUGGCAUGAGGUGUGGAACUGGACCACGGAUCCACGUGGAGCCCAUCGAUGCCUCGUUCCCAUUGCAAGUCAGAGUGAAUGACCAAGUCGUCACAUUCUCUGGCAAUUCUCAAGCUGUUGAUGCCAAUGUCAUGCUGCUGAUGGACAAUGCAAGCAUCAGCGACUCUGCCGUAAUUAUUGUUGCAAACGACUUGGGGAUCCGGAUUUCCACAAAGCUCUCAGCCAUGCAAACUACAAUCAUAGCUGGACCAAGCACCUACUACAACAAACUGGAUGGCCUCAUUGGGAAGUUUGAUGGGAACUCAAAUAAUGACCUGGUACUUCCCAAUGGAACAUUGCUGUAUGCAAAUUCCGACCUGCGUGAUUUGCAUAACUUUGGCCUCCAAUGGAGAGUGCCAAAAGGUGAUUCACCAUUUUAUUAUACUGGAAGCGUAACUUACGAGAGCCUGAAUAACAACACAUUCACUCCUAUUCUCCAACGUCCAACAGUGAAUGAUACUGUGAAAGAAUGGUGCAAGAAUAACUUGCAAUGUUUGUUUGAUUAUGACGCCACUGGGAAUCUUGAAUUUGCCAAAAACACGUUGUAUCAGGAAGAAACGUUCCUGGCCAGAAGGAAUGAACUGAGUGUGAAAACUGAAAUUUGCCUUGAGCCCCCAGUUCCGCCAAAUGGUUAUGCCACUUACAACACACUAGUAGCUGCAAAUGCAACUGUAACAUUUGGCUGUGAGGAUGGAUACAGUCUCAGAAGCGAUACCACGAUUUCUUGCAAUGCCAGCUCGCAAUGGGUGGGCAUUGUUCCAUCGUGCACCCCAGCAGCCAAUUUAUCCAUAAUUGACCAGAUCCUUGAGAAGAAGAACAACAAGAUGACGAAUAUUUGGUCCUGGAUCCGAGGGGUCUUUGGGGGUUGA